Homarus americanus (American lobster) is the source of this 474-nucleotide messenger RNA. RefSeq names its product predicted GPI-anchored protein 23. The transcript is spliced from 3 exons. Bases 1 to 474 code for a protein of 157 amino acids. NCBI's taxonomy places the organism in Eukaryota, Metazoa, Arthropoda, Malacostraca, Decapoda, Nephropidae. The record is from RefSeq and is a predicted model, not a curated record.
AUGCUGCAGACGGUUGAUGGGAGUGGUUCUGUAGAUGUUGCAGAGGUUGAAAGGACUGGUUCUGUAGAUGCUGCAGAGUUUGAUGGGAGUGGUUCUGUAGAUUCUGCAGAGGUUGACGGGAAUGGUUCUGUAGAUACUGCAGAGGUUGAUGGAACUUGUUCUGCACAUGCUGCAGAGGUUGAUGGGACUGGUUCUGUAGAUGCUGAAGAGGUUGAUGGGACUGGUCCUGUAGAUGCUGCAGAGGUUGGUGGGAUUGGUUCAGUAGGUGCUGCAGAGGUUGAUGGUACUGGUUCUAUGGAUGCUGCAGAGGUUGAUGGGACUGGUUCUGUAGGUGCUGCAGACGUUCAUGCGACUGGUUCUAUGGUUGCUACAGAAGUUGAUGGGAGUGGUUCUGUAGAUGCUGAAGAGAUGCUGCAGAGAUUGACGGGAAUGGUUCUGCAGAUGCUGCAGAGAUUGAUGGGACUGGUUCUGUAG